Molecule: messenger RNA, 930 nt
Organism: Ostertagia ostertagi
Lineage: Eukaryota; Metazoa; Nematoda; Chromadorea; Rhabditida; Trichostrongylidae
Source: the annotation of a GenBank genome assembly
ACCCCUACCGCAAUCGAUGCUGAUCUCCAUCGUUCGAUCGUCAUAGCAGGGGUGCCAGAAUAUCGAUCUCCGAACUCUGUUGAGAGAGCUAACUACGACUACCAAUCCACAUGUUCUGUGUUGAGUUUCUUAGAUAUAGAGUAUUUACCGUCUGCUGUUUACAGAAUGGGCAUCCCAAACCCAAAUCGACCCAGACUGUUAAAAGUCGUUCUGCCUACUAGCAGAUUCCAACGGCAGGCUGUCCAGAGAGCGCCACGCCUGCGCUCCUUCUCUCAUAGGGGGGUUCACCUACGCCCUUCCCUAACUAAGGAAGAGAGGGAGCGCAGGCGUAGGGAACGUCUGGGCAACCCGUCUUCUCCUCAUGAUGUGAACGCUAGUAAGUCUCCGGUUUCUUUUGCAGUUAAUUGUGCUUCUGAUCAAAGUGCUGUAGCAAAUAUAAAUUACGUUCGGUGCGAUCGCGCUUAUAAGAGAGGCGGAGGCGUUCUCAUUCUCCUCAAACAAUCUAUCACAUAUAAUUUAGUUUUUAAAGAGUCGGCUAAAGACGCUUAUGAAAUUCUGGUCAUUGAUGCUUUUCUUGAACCUUCAUCGGUCAGGUUCAUAUUGGUUUAUAGAACUCCGUCUUGUAGUGCUUAUGCGACUUCGUUGUUAAUCAAAGCUAUCAGCGAUUUUACCUCUUACAACGGUCACACUGUCGUUCUCGGUGACUUUAACAUGCCAGAUCUCAACUGGAAAAACGAUUACCCUACCAAUACUCCUUCGAGUGAAAUGAUUACGCUCACACAUCUCAAACAAUUUGUUCAGAACCCUACCCGAGGUGACUCCUGUCUAGACCUUUUGUUCUGCAAUUCUGAUUCACUUGUAAAAAAAGUUGUGGUUAUGCCGCCUGUUGGCAGUAGUGAUCACGCGUCUAUUGAGUUUCAUAAACGCUUC